AUAAAUUUGAAGAAAAAAAAACCUUUAACGAACACAUUAUUCAUACACUGUUGUUAUCGUUAAUGACUGGAACGAGUUCUAACGUCAAAUUUUUGUACGUACCUUUAAAGUAAACAUAGUCAACAGAGGAAACUAGAGGAAAGAACUGUUUGGAUAAAAGUUUAGCGCCCCGCGCUUUGUUGAAACUUUUGAUUUUACGACCUACACUGAAAUACGAAAAUUUAUCCGUUCGUCAAGUGACAUAGUAGUAUAAUUGUUAGUCUAAUAAAGAAAAAAAAUCGGAACAGGAACAUCAUUAAAAGUGCUAAAAACCCAUAUUUUCGUCUGUUGCUGUUCGUCGGUCAAUCCAGCAUAGAAAACAACCAAAAAACCGACCGGGAAAACCAUUGACAAACGCCGCCAAAACCUUUUCCUUCUCCCGCGGAAGACAGAGAUCCACCAGGGGCUAGCAUCCUCCCAAAAUAUACUCGAGACAAUCAUCGCCGCCACCGACCCUACGCUUGCAAUGCUCUGGUAGCGCCGAAAACUUCGCCGUGGAUCCGUAUUGCGGCGCCGGACUGAACAGCGGUGGUCCUGGCGGCCAAUGGCCCAUCCCGAACUGCGGUGGUCCGAUGUGUCACCACGGUCCCGGCCCAGGGCCACCCGGUCCCGGGCCCGGUCCGGGUCUCGUCAACGCUUUAGGAGGAUUGAUGGGAGUGGGAAGCGCUGGGGGAAUCGGAGUAGGCGGCGGCGGCGGAGGUGUAGUAGGAGGAGGAGGUCUCGGGAUGCCCGGUCAUCCGCCGCUUGGAGCGACCGGUCUGGUGCACGGCCCCUCGCAGCUGUCCCUGCACGGUACCGGCGGCUCUCUGAUGCCGCCCGGCCUCUGUAAUCCCUGCAGUAGCAAUACCAAUAGUUUUAACUCAGUGCCAUUACCCGGACCGUCGCGUUGGGGUCCGCGAACAUCGUGUCCUGUACAUAGUCCAUUUCGAAUACGAGUGCCGAACGGAUCGAUCUGCUCCGGACAUCAGGCUCUAUUGCACACGCAUGACGUGGUAGCUAGAGAAGUAUACGGCGAGGAAGCUCUACGGGUAACACCACCACCGAUCGCACCCUACCUGAAUGGAGGCAACGACGACAUCGACAACGGCGACGCCGCCGACCAGCAGCACGUCACGCGUGUCCGGCUGGUGCAGUUCCAGAAGAACACCGACGAACCGAUGGGCAUAACGUUGAAGAUGACCGAGGACGGUCGGUGCAUCGUCGCCCGGAUCAUGCACGGUGGCAUGAUUCACCGGCAGGCCACGCUGCACGUCGGCGACGAAAUCCGUGAAAUCAACGGCCAACCGGUACAGCACCAGACCGUCAGUCAAUUACAGCGAAUGCUGCGGGAUGCACGCGGAUCCGUUACGUUCAAGAUAGUUCCUUCAUAUAGAAGUGCCCCACCACCGGUUGAGCUGUUCAGGAUAAGACCGGCGCCCGUUUUAGUUGAUCAGAUUUUCGUUCGUGCCCAGUUCGACUACGACCCGCUCGACGACGAGCUGAUCCCGUGUGCCCAGGCCGGAAUAGCCUUCCGUGUGGGUGAUAUACUGCAGAUCAUCAGCAAAGACGAUCACCAUUGGUGGCAGGCACGGCACGACGCCGCCGGAGGUUCGGCCGGACUGAUACCCUCGCCGGAACUUCAGGAGUGGCGCAUUGCCUGCCAGUCGGCGGACAAAACCCACAAGGAACAAGGAGAGGUAGGGCCCGGUUGUUCGGCUCACGCGGAAGGAUGUGACGGAUCGACAGCAGUAAAUUGCUCAAUAUUUAGCCGUAAAAAGAAGCAGUGCCGGGACAAGUAUCUAGCGAAGCACAACGCCGUGUUCGAUCAGCUGGAUCUGGUGACCUACGAAGAGGUAGUCAAAGUUCCAGUCGGGGAUCCGGCCUUCCAGCGGCGAACUCUGGUGCUACUCGGAGCGCACGGUGUCGGUAGACGUCAUAUCAAAAAUACCCUCAUAGCUAAGUAUCCGGACAAAUACGCUUACCCGAUACCACACACCACCAGACAGCCGCGGCCGGACGAGGAGAACGGUCGCAGUUACUACUUCAUAUCACACGACGAAAUGAUGGCGGACAUCGCGGCCAACGAGUAUCUCGAGUACGGCACCCACGAGGACGCCAUGUACGGCACCAAGCUGGAAACGAUACGGCGGAUCCACGCCGACGGCAAGAUGGCAAUCCUGGACGUCGAACCACAGGCCUUAAAAAUACUGCGCACAGCCGAAUUCACACCGUACGUUGUGUUCAUCGCGGCACCGCUGCUGCAAAACAUCGCCGAUUACGACGGCAGCCUCGAGCGGUUGGCCAAAGAGUCGGACAUGCUGCGCCAGGCCUAUGGGCACUUUUUCGAUCUGACAAUCGUCAACAACGACAUCGGCGAAACGAUAGCGCUGCUGGAAAACGCAAUCGACAAGGUACACUCCACGGCCCAGUGGGUGCCGGUGUCCUGGUUGUACUGACAAGAUAGUGAGCUAGAAUGUCCGGUGUGCUUGGGGGAGGAAUGCGACUGCGACUGUGACUGCGAGUUAGAUCUUAAGUAGACCACACACUGCGACCCGGAAUCGUAUAGAGGAGAAUACGGACAGCAGCAGCAGCAACAGCACCACUAUACAAAAAAAAAGUAAUAACCAGCUACAAAUGAAAAACAAAAAGAAAAGAAACAAAUAGAUUACAAAAUAAUACAAACAGGCAACACAAAAUGGUACUUGAGCUCGAUAGAUAAUACACCAUACAAAUACUUAAAAAAAAAACAAACACACACACAAACCUACAACAGAAAAUAAUAAUCUUACCAAACACUACCAAAUUGUUUAGCUGCUCUGCAUACGAGCGAAUCCCAAAUCGAACCAUGUUACACGAAUAGAAUCGAUGAUAAUACGCAAGCAAGGCAGUUAUGUAUAUUGAAAUGUUUCGAAUAUCUAGUUAUUGUUUUAAUCAAACAAAACAAAAAUCUACUACUACACUAGGUCAUCAACACGAGAAAUGGCUGAUUUUAUAUUGUACCAAAAGUAGAAUCAAUGGGUUUGAUCAAAAAUCAUCUACGUAUGCUAUUACUACCACCACCAACACCACCACUACUACUACUACUACUACUACUACUACUACUACUGGAACGCAAAUCAUUUUCAUUGAAACGGAUCUGAUCACUUCAUUUGAGUUGAGUGUCAUUACUAAUAGUAGAAAAAUUUGGGCCAGAAGAAAACAAACACACACACAAAAAGCCAUGCAUUUAUGUUAAAGUCAAAAACAAACCAAUGGGGAAAAUCAUCGAAUUUCAAACAAAAAAAAAACAAACAACAGCAAGCGAAUAGCGAAUGCAAAGCAAAGCAACAGCACAAAAGAAAAACAAAACAAAUAAACAAAACACAAUUAUUUGCGCAGUAAAUUUGUCACUUUCACGCACGGAACCGAACAAAAAAACGAAAAACUGAAUGCGCUGCAACGGUAGCUUGCUGCCGAAUAGCAGAUUAUUGAAGCAAAAAAAAAAACAAAUAAACAAACAAACAAACAAGUUUAACUAAUAACAAAGUGAUAGAAGAGAGAGGCAACCGGAAAAACUAAAUCGGUGCGAAAAUAAAGGUCGGAAUGUGGAAGCGAAAAGUGACACGCCGGAAACAUGGGAAUAACGAAAAUGAAGUAAGCAUACACUCUCACACAGACACACACACACACACACAGAGACACAGUGAAACAUAAAUAAAAAAAAAAAGAUGGAGAAUAUUAGUUAGACUUAAUAUUAACCAAAAAACAAAUGUUAACAUGAUUAUUAAUAAUUAAUGGUAAAACACAAUUAAAAUUAAAGAAAGAUGAAAGAGAAACGCGGAAGUUGUAGCGUGCUGCGAAGAAUUAAAUCAUUUGUUUACGUGCAGAAACAACCGGAACACAGGUGGGAUAACCCCCGUUUGAAGUAGAUUUUUAUUGAACCGACCGCACUGGGUGGGAAGCAGUGAGAAGCACUGUGAUCUCUCGGCUUGUUGGCGGUUGAUCGACGGAGGGAACGAAACAAAACGAAACAAAAAAAAAUUGGGGUUACAAUCAACAACAGUUGAGUCAUAGUUUAAAGCGAUAGCAGAUAAAUUAUUGGAAAGUUUCAGGGUUUAAUGAAAAAAUAUUACAAGAAAAAAAAAUACCAACACAUACACACAAACACACAAUCAUACAGGAAUACGAAAACAUUGUAGGUUCCAAUGUUCAAUGUGUUUUGAGCACACGAACAGACUCACCGGAAACGAGAAAACGACCGUAGAGCUUUAUUUUGUUUCGUUUGUUGGGAAUUGGUGGAAAAUAGCUUAUAAAUCAUUUGUCAAAAGAGGAUUUUUGACACUUUUACGUCUACUAUCAUAACUAGUAAUCAAGUUGUUAUCAUUUAGUAUGGAAUUCCUCUUCAAAAUGCAUUUUGACAGACGGCUUAUGAGCCAUUUUUCCCCAAAAAAUCAGUCAUAAUAUGCAGUCGUUCGGAGCGGAGGUGCCAGGUCUGCAGAUUCGUCUGUAAAUUUUCAAGAUUUCUGUGUAUUUUUUCUGUUUUUUUUUAAAAUUUGCAGCUUUUUUCGCAGUCAUAGAAAAAAUUGACCUGGCAGCUUUGGCUGCAGAUUUCUUAUGAAGUGCUGCCGACUUUUUUUUUCGCAGACCUUUUAGCAGAAUUUCGUCAAAAUUUUCUGAUUUUUGAACUGUUUUUAGUUUUGUGUGUCAUACUAUAAGGAGAAAUGAAAGCCCGCAAACAUUUUUUUUAGGAUUUACAGACUUUUGCAAACCGAUCUGAAGCUAUUUGAAGUUUCUACCUGACAUCUCUGGUUCGGAGUGUUACGGAUUCAAACCACAUUGCUGGAUUCGAAGAAGAAUUUAACAGGAUCGAAUCGCAUUUUAUCUAAGACAAGACCUGACAUCUUGGGGGGCUGCUUUUGUUCCAAAAUGGACCAGUUUCUGAUUGGCUAAUUUUGAUGUUACAACCUGCACAUUGUGAAAAGAAAAAACUUUUGCAGGGUACGCGAGCAAUGAUGCCAAGUAUAAAGAAAAUCAGAAAACAUAUUUAUUAAAAUGUAUAAUUUUAGCUCACCAAUGAAAAUGAAAAUUUUCGGAGAAUGUUUCACAUUUUUUUUCAAUCUCAUUGGUAAUAAAUGUUAAUUAAUGGACUGUGUAAUUAAAAUAGGCAUCAAGCCGUUUUUCUUUUUAGUGAAUUAAAGGUAACCAAAAAAUAUUUGUUAAAUUACUGUAAACUCGAAAGUGUGUUUAGUUUCACGAGAAGAAUGAACUGUUGUGUUCCACACUGUGAUCGCAUUAAGCAUUUCUAUCCAAACCUGACUUCUUCCGGUUUCCAAAAGAUCCGGUAAUACGGCAACAAAGGAUUCGAUUUUGCGUUCAACAAGAGAUAUUUCGUGUUUUGUCAUCAAAGCUCAAUUAAUUGUUUUUAAGCAUUAAUUUAUUUUAAAGAAAUGCUUUCAAUUCUAAAAAUUUAUAUGUAAUAUUUUUUUCCUAGCAUAGUUAUUAAAAAAUCUGUAAAUAUGGCUACACUGUAGCCGAUACGUUGGUAUUUAUUCCACAGGGUGAAAAUGACGAGAAGGAUGAUUCGGAAGGAAGAAUAAGAAGCCAGUUGUCAGGUCUUGUCUUAGCAUUUUAUUAAGUUCAGUUCUACACGCAACAAGAUUGGCCUUUGUUAUAACCCAUUGAAUGAAAAAGUUGUUACGUUUGCUCGUUUCAAUUGUUACUUAUUCAACGGCUAACCAUCAUCGGAGUGAUUCUGUCCGAAUUCGUUUGUUAACAGUUUCGAACCUAGUUUCAACGUUAUCGAACAGAAAUUCGUGUCAGUUUCGACCAUGAUUGUUAUAUCGGGUUUGCUCACACCCCCGUUGCUAAGCGCGAACCCAACACAGUUUCAUGAAAAGUGUUUGUUUAGAAAACGACGCUUGACAGCAGCCACAGAAGCAAACGCCUACUCAGUUGACAGUAGAAUAAUUUCGCUUGGUCAGCAAGCUGACGGUGAAUAGAAGAAAUCAUCAGAAUACUACUUUCUUCUGUAUUAUUUCUCAAUCAAAACCAUUCCUAUUUUCAGUUCUGUUAUCUAAUUAUAGCACUUUCAUCUCUCGUCGUCGUUUGCGUCAAGCAACAAAUAUCAACAUCUAACAGAACAUACCACAGCAAUCACAAAAUGCAAAAAUCUUUUCGGACAGUAUAAUAUUCCAAAUACAAUCAAAAAUGAGUUAAAUAUACAACAACAAAAAACUACAGACACGAAGAUGAAAUAUAAUCAACAAACCUUUCGAUUUUGAUAAACACACAGACACACCCCCACACACUCACACACACUGAUAAGCAAGCAAGCAAGCAAGCACAGAACAAAAUGGCGAAAAAAUGUCGAACAAAAAAAAAAGAUUAUAAACAGAAAAGGUUAAACCAAAGUUUAUAAAUCGUUUACCAGACUACUAAUCAACAAUCGAUAGCGCUUCUCGUCGAAACACAGCAAGCUGGCAACAACCACACACGCGAAUGCGAACCAUUAACAAAAACAAAACAAAACAAAAACAUGGAACGGAUGAGAAAAAAAGAGAUAGAAAAAAAAACAAAUAAAAAAACUGGAACGAACAACAACAACCAACAAUAAUAGAAAAA
Molecule: messenger RNA, 6618 nt
Organism: Malaya genurostris
Lineage: Eukaryota; Metazoa; Arthropoda; Insecta; Diptera; Culicidae
Product: peripheral plasma membrane protein CASK-like
Exons: 11
Coding region: 612-2474 (620 amino acids)
Biological process (GO): regulation of neurotransmitter secretion
Cellular component (GO): plasma membrane; cell-cell junction
Molecular function (GO): signaling receptor binding
Source: RefSeq, a predicted model, not a curated record